Salmo salar (Atlantic salmon) is the source of this 2126-nucleotide messenger RNA. RefSeq lists its product as uncharacterized. NCBI's taxonomy places the organism in Eukaryota, Metazoa, Chordata, Actinopteri, Salmoniformes, Salmonidae. The record is from RefSeq and is a predicted model, not a curated record.
GAUGACUGUCACAUUGGAAGAAGAGGAGGAGGAAACUGGAUAUCUGGGCCAGGUUUCCCAAGGGCAUGUUAAGGCAUCCAAUGGUUCUAACGGUGAACGGACCCUGAUUAACACUAGACAGAGACGGGACUAUCAUGGAUUCUCUGGGGAUCCUCAACAACAUCAUGAAGCUGAUGAGGCAGAGAGUCUCUUCAGAUCAGAACACCUCAAGAAACACCAGCAGAAACCCACAGGGAAGAAAUCUUACUGCAAAUCUUCAUCGGAACUUAAAAUACACCAGCGAGUACACACAGGAGAGAAAGCUCACCACUGUUUUGAUUGUGGGAAGAGUUACUCAAGAUCAGAUGCACUUAAAGUACACCUGAGAAUUCACACUGGAGAGAAACCUUUUGGCUGUGAUCAAUGUGGGAAGAGUUUUACUCAACCAAACAGCCUGAUAGUACACCAGCGGACACACACAGGAGAGAAACCAUAUGUCUGUGAUCAAUGUGGGAAGAAAUUUACUGUGUCAAACUCCUUGAUAGUGCACCAGAGAAUACACACGGGAGAGAAACCUUAUAGCUGUAGUCAAUGUGGGAAGAGUUUUACUCAACCAAACAGCCUGAAAGUACACCAGCGGACACACACAGGAAAGAAAUCUUAUGGCUGUGAUCAAUGUGGGAAGAAAUUUACUGUGUCUAACUCCUUGACAGUGCACCAGAGAAUACACACAGGAAAGAAUCUUCACCAUUGUUCAGAUUGUGGGAAAAGCUUUUCAACAUCAUGGUCAUUGAAGGUGCACCAUAGAACACACACAGGAGAGAAACCUUAUGGCUGUGAUCAAUGUGGGAAGAAAUUUACUGUGUCAAACUCCUUGAUAGUGCACCAGAGAAUACAUACAGGAGAGAAAUCUUAUAGCUGUAGUCAAUGUGGGAAGAGUUUUACUCAACCAGACAGCCUGAUAGUACACCAGCGGACACACACAGGAGAGAAACCUUUUGGCUGUGACCAAUGUGGGAAGAAAUUUACUGUGUCAAGCUCCUUGAUAGUGCACCAGAGAAUACACACAGGAGAGAAACCUUUUAUCUGUUAUCAAUGUGGGAAGAGUUGUACUACAUCUAGCCAUCUAAUUGUACACCAGAGAACACACACAGGAGAGAAACCUUAUAGCUGUGAUCAAUGUGGGAAGAGUUUUGGUACAUCUGGCUGUCUGAAGACACACCAGAGAACACACACAGGAGAGAAACCUUAUAGCUGUGGUAAAUGUGGGAAGAGUUUUACUCACUUCAGCAGCCUGAUAGUACACCAGCGGACACACACAGGAGAGAAACCUUUUAGCUGUGUUCAAUGUGGGAAGAGUUUUAGUACAUCUGGCUAUCUGACUAUACACCAGAGAACACACACAGGUGGACAAACUUUGUAGCUGUGAUCAAUGUGACAAGAGAUUCUCCGAUAAAAGACAUCUCAUCAAACAUCAGAAAAUACAUACAUGAAGCAGUUGUUUCAUGAUAUCAAUGAAAUAUCCCACUUUGCAAAAUGUAAUUGAAAAGAUGUUGAAAAUAAGACUAAGUCCGAAGAUGUUUUUCUGGUCGUUUUUUUAAAUUACUUGAAAACAACUUAAUUUCAACAUACUUGCAGCCUAUACACAUGGACACAGUAUAAUAAAUUAGUCUAUAAUCAAUUUUAUUAACAAUCCUACAUCACCAGUAUUUCUUGACAACAUCCAAGUGCUAAUUGUCUUUAUUCCACUACUGAAGAAGCAGGUCUCAAAUCACCUCAUAUUUCAAACAUUCAGCCUGACGAAAGAUACGUUUUAUUAUUCCAUGCCUCACCAUUAAGUGAAUUAUUGCCAAUACAUAUUAACAAAGGGGUGUACAUUUGGUUUUGAUAUUUCAUGUUUACAAUUCAUGUAAUAUUUAGUAAUCAUAAUUAUUUAUGCAACCAACUGACAAUUUUUGGGUACAAUUAUAUUGACAUUGUCGCCCUGCUUUUAGAAUAUCAGGGUUAAUUCUCAGAUGUGCCAACCCAAAUGUACUAGAGCAUGACAUUGGGGACUGGGCCCCGAUCCAACAACAUGCCUAUCGAGUGAACCCUGAAAAGAGAGAGAAGUUCCAGUGAGGUGGAAAGUUACUACGGAUAUUGCAGGA